Molecule: messenger RNA, 954 nt
Organism: Botrytis sinoallii
Lineage: Eukaryota; Fungi; Ascomycota; Leotiomycetes; Helotiales; Sclerotiniaceae
Exons: 3
Coding region: 1-954 (317 amino acids)
Source: RefSeq, a predicted model, not a curated record
AUGACACAUCCCACGGUUUCUGACAACGAGCAAUCUUCGACCAAAUUCCUCCGACACAUCCUCUUUACGAUCGACUCCUCAUUGAAAUUUAUCGAUUCGCAGACGCCGGAACAGAGAAUACUUUCUGGUAUGAUGGUUCUAUACAAUGGUGUCAAUGUAUACUGGGAAGACUCUGAUAAAUGUGGAGGAUCAAGAGAUGGAGAUGAGGAUGGAAGCUUUGGUGCCAGGGAGGUACAGCAUGGGGAUGAAUACAAACUUGUAGGUCUGAUGGAUGAUAUAGGCGCGAGAAGGGAGAAACAAGGGUGGAAUUACGAACGUUGGAAACUCGAAAAGCAACAUGGACCAGAGAAACUUCAUCAACGUCACGAGAAUCAGCACAUCGACUUUGACAACAUCUUCACGAAUUUGGCAACUCAACAAAUGGCUCCGAAUAUCUCUUUCGAGGGCCAGCUCCCCAAGACUCUCAGUCGUAAUACGCUGAAUGAUUCCGGAAGUAAGAACUUUGAGGACGGCAGCAACGACCGCUGUAUGAUUUACUACGUUACAAUUUUCUUACUUGCACUGUUAUGCGCGUCUUUGUACGGCAUUUACCUGUGGAUCAGAAUUCUACACGUGGUGGUGUUAAGAUCUCAGCGGAAUCAGUUAAAGAUCAAAUUAGAGGAAAUUGUUGAAGAAGUGGACAAAAUUGAUAUGAAGAUUCAGAUGAAGGACAUGAAGAUCGAGAUCAAUAAAAUGGAGAUGAAAGUGGAUGAUCUUGAGGGAAAGGUGGAUGAGAAGCUCACCCAAGAGCGACUUGAUCAUCAAAAUAAGAUGCUAGAUCGGAAGACGCAGGCACAAAAGGAGAAAGAUGACUUGCAGGUCGAAAUUCUGAAGAUCCAGGAUCAGCUUGAUCAACUUGAGCAAUGGUUGAAAGAGGCCUUGGUGUACGUUCCUGGAAGGCAAGAGCAAAGAUAA